AAAUAGAACUACAUUUCCCAUCUGCGUUUGGCGAGUCACGUGAUGCGCGAUAACCGUAAUAGCGUGUCUGAUGAUUUUAUCCGCACGCAGCGGGACGCAGUGACCCUGAAGUGAAUCGGGGUGAUUUUAUUUCUCUUGUUGGAGCGUUUGGGGUGAUUUGGGGCUGAUGGGGGCCGCGGACAGCAGGAGCAGGUCUGUGUCGUACGGACUCGACGAACAGGACAAUGUCACGGUUAUACACGGAGUAAAGUUGUCCGGAGAUGUUCUUCAGCGGAUGCGAGAGUCUGGACCAUCAUCAUCAUCAUCAUCAUCAUCACUCAAAGCAGAGAGCACCAAACCUGAACCAGGGCCGUCCAGACCGUCCUCCACAGAGACCAGGAGGAGCUCAGAAGACGGUUCGAGCGCGAGCAGGCUCUGGUCCAGGAAGAGUUGGCCCGGAUCAGCCGUAGAGAGAGAGAUAUCAGGAGACGAUAUAAAGACACGGCAGGAAGUAGACAAAACACACAACCUGUGUGAAAGAACAGGAAAGCAGUGUGUGAUUGUGCUCCAGUCCUUCAGAUGGGCAGAGAGGAGAUCUUUCUGUAACGUUUCCUCAUCACGGUGUUGUUUCUUCUCUCGGUGCUUUCUCAGCGGAUGA
Messenger RNA from Puntigrus tetrazona (Sumatra barb), 637 nucleotides. Its product is annotated as MICOS complex subunit mic25a-like. The transcript is spliced from 5 exons. Gene Ontology annotation, cellular component: MICOS complex. The coding region runs from base 167 to 637 and encodes 156 amino acids. NCBI's taxonomy places the organism in Eukaryota, Metazoa, Chordata, Actinopteri, Cypriniformes, Cyprinidae. Gene Ontology annotation, biological process: inner mitochondrial membrane organization. The record is from RefSeq and is a predicted model, not a curated record.